Molecule: messenger RNA, 3139 nt
Organism: Vespa crabro (European hornet)
Lineage: Eukaryota; Metazoa; Arthropoda; Insecta; Hymenoptera; Vespidae
Gene: Sap-r
Product: prosaposin
Exons: 14
Coding region: 190-2823 (877 amino acids)
Biological process (GO): sphingolipid metabolic process
Cellular component (GO): lysosome
Source: RefSeq, a predicted model, not a curated record
GAUUCGUAAAGAAUCAGUAGAAGCUUCCUAUCGUCGUCACAACAGCGCAACUGCUAAAGUUGUACGUCACUUGUUCGUAAUAUCAAUCAAUUUUAACUUAUUUACAUUAAAUAAAAAGCUGUAAUUAUUCGAAUUUUAGACAAAGUCUUUGGAAGUAAUCAAGUGUCUAUAAACGCAUAGUGAUAUAAAAUGAAGGAGAUAUUAAUCGCGCUUUGCGCGAUUUUAGCUGUAUCCACUGCUAAAUCAAUUAUUACAGCAGAAAAUGCGCCCUAUCUUUUGGGAGCUAAAGAAUGUACCUGGGGUCCAUCUUAUUGGUGUCAUAAUAUAACAACUUCUGCAAAUUGCAAUGCCACCCAUCAUUGUAUUAAAAAGAUUUGGGAGAAAAUGGAAGUACCAGAAGAUAAUGAUACAGUUUGUGGAGUAUGUAAAGAUAUGGUGCAACAAGCACGAGAUCAACUGGAAAGUAAUCAGACUCAACAAGAUUUGAAAGCAGUUUUUGAAGGCAGUUGCAAGUUGAUUCAUAUUAAUCCAAUAGUAGAGGAAUGUGUAAAACUUGUUGAUCAAUUCAUUCCUGAACUUGUGGAAACUUUGGCUUCUCAAAUGAAUCCAUCUGUAGUAUGUUCUGUAGCAGGUCUCUGUAAUUCAGCACAUAUUGAUAUAUUACUGAGUAAAUUUAAAGAACAAACAUCAGAGAAUAAGAAAAUAAAAUCCAUUUCAUUGGAGAAAGAUGAACUUGAACCUGAUGAAUGUUCUAAAUGUUUUACAAUUGCAACACAUAUGGAAUAUAAUUUAAAAGAUAUAUCAAAGGACAAAAUGUUGCAACAGAUGCUCGAUAUUUGUGGAAAUUUCAGCUCAUUUUCAGAUGCUUGCUCAUCUAUAAUUCUGACAUACUUUGAUACGAUUUACUCUCAUCUUCAAGACAACUUCAAUGCACAGAAUAUAUGUCAUUUAUCAGGCCAGUGUAGUGAUAAGUUCCACAAACAUGAAGAUGGAAGUGUAAAGCCUAUAAAUGUAGAAAUAAGGCCACUUUCCAGUGUUGGUAUGGUUGAAGUUGAUGAUGAUCUUCCAUGCAAACUAUGUGAACAGCUUGUAGGUCAUUUAAAAGAUUUGUUAGUAGCAAACACUACAGAAGCUGAAUUUCAUUUAGUGCUUCAAGGUCUUUGUAAACAAACGAAAUCUUUUGCUACUGAAUGCAAGGCAAUUGUUGAUGAAUAUUACCCAGAAAUAUAUACAUAUCUCACGACAAAGUUAAAUGGCAACGUUGUAUGUCAAAUGUCUGGAAUCUGCCCCAGUCCAGGAAAAAGAAUAACUGGUUCAAUUACACCUCUGAUUCCUAUAAAAGCUGCAGAAAUUGGUCUAAAUAUUUUAAAUAAGAAAAUUGAUACAGAAAUUGAUAAUAAACAUCGUAACACAGAAAUAGAAGAAAUGCAAUUACCAAUAGAAAGAUAUGGUCUUUCUUUAACUGGUCCAAGAACAUCAACAGGUGUCGACAGUAAAGAAGGAUGUGCAUUAUGUGAAUAUGUGCUGCAUUAUGUACAAAUCGCUAUUACGGAUCCUACUAAUGAGGAAAAAGUAAAACAAAUUAUUGGAAAAAUAUGUAAGAAAUUACCAAACAGUGUUGAAAGUGAGUGUGAACAAUUUAUUAAUACGUAUGGAGAUGCAGUUGUAGCUCUUUUAGCUCAAGAGAUCGAUCCAUCUCAGGUAUGUCCAAUGAUACAUAUAUGCCCAUCAGAAGAGCUGAUAGAACUUUGGAAUAAAGCUCCUAAAGGCUACAUAAUUGAAAGACAUGAUAAACCAAGUUGCCCAUUAUGUUUACUUGCUCUAACACAAAUCUAUAAUGCUAUUAAGGACAACAAAACAGAAGUUAAAAUAAAAGAUGAACUUGAUAAAUUAUGCAGUCAUUUGCCAAACUCUUUGAUUGAUCAGUGUACAGAUUUUGUGAAAGAGUAUAGUAAGGAACUAGUGGAAAUGUUACUUGCUGAUCUUACACCAAAAGAAAUUUGUGUUUAUAUCAAGUUAUGCAAUCCGGAGGAAGAUCCAGGACCAAGAAACUUAUUCUUAACUGAUAAAGAUGGUGAAAUAAUGACUAAUGAGAUACCUGACUUUUUGCCACUACAACCGAGUAUUAAAAAUAAAGUAAAGGAUAGUACGACUUGCGUUAUGUGUGAAUUUGUGAUGCAAUAUAUUGAUAAAGAAAUGGCCAAGAAAAAAAACAGAGAUGAAAUCGAACAUAUCGUUUAUGGUAUUUGCAAACAUCUUCCAAAGACAAUUUCUAAGGAAUGUAAUAAUUUCGUUAGCCAAUAUGCCGAUGCUGUAAUACAAAUUCUUUCGGAGGAUGUUACACCAAAAGAAGUUUGUGCGAUGAUCGGUUUCUGUACAGUUGAUACGAGAAAGAUAAAAGAAUCUAUGGAAGAAUGCGCUUUAUGUCAAUUGGUUAUAUCGACAAUCGAUAAACUUCUGGAUAAUCCUAAAGUAGAUAGCGAUAUCGAAGAGGUUGUAUCGAAGAUUUGCAAAUAUAUGCCAGCAAACAAACAAAAUAAAUGCGUUAUGAUGAUGGAGGUAUACGAACAAAGUAUAAUAAACAUAAUUAAAUCACAUGGUGACGUUAAGAAAAUAUGUAGUAAAAUUGUACUGUGUUCGAAGAAUGAUUAUCUCGCUAUGAUGUUAAUGCCUGCACGUAUCAAACCAUCCGAUAUAACAAAUGAAAAAUGUAAAUGGGGUCAGAAUUAUUGGUGUAAGAAUUAUGAGAAUGCCGUCAAAUGCAAGGCUGUAGAGUAUUGUAGGAAGAAUAUAUGGAAAGAUUUUGCAAUUGGACAAAAAUAAUCCAUGAUUCCAAUAUCACCUGGAAAUUAAAUCCACAUAAGCAGCAAUACAUCAUGGUGUUUCUUUAGAUAAGAAGCCAGUUAUUAUAAUAAUAUGUUAAUGAUAUAUGUUCGUGGCAAUUUAUUUUAAACAAAAAAAUAAAUAAAUAAAUACAUAAAAAUAAAUAGAUUGUCAAGGAUAUAGCGAAUGAAAAGAUCUUCCAAGAUUAUUAUUCGCAACUAAAAUUUGUUUAUAUAGUUUUUUGUGAAUGUAAGAAGAUAACUAUAUAUGUCAUUAUUAAUAUUGCUGCAAAUAAAUUGCUUUAGCUUUUAUAAAA